CCAGUCCUUCCGCGGGUUCCACAUUUCACGGAAGUUGUGCUUUUUAUGAGUGGAACAACGCUCUCUUGCCAAAAAAAGCCCUUCUCCUCUUCUCGUCGUGUAGCUUUCGACGCUUCGCAUGCUUAAGAUGGAAAGAAAGGGUUUAUGUGGGAAUGCAGCGUAAUAUUAGUCGCUACACUCGGCAAGAAUACAUUUGUUUUCAAUAUGGCGGGAAGACAAGUUGAUGCAAGCGAGAGUGCGGCGCUCUCCUUGUUGACAAACUCGUCCGACGACAGCUUCGCGUUCGCCAACUUAUCAGAAGACUUUGUAACGGUGCUAGCAGACUCGGGGCCAUUCAUGGGGAUUGUUUUAUCUUACUGGGACAACAUCCUUGGACCGAGAUUACGGCAUGUUUGGAGGGGGGGAGGGGAGGAGAAGAAUCAAGAAAAUUGUGUGAAGUAUGUUGUGUCACGUACUCUCAACGGAGAACUGUUGCGUGACGCACCCGAAAAUGUUGUUGACACUAAACUGUUUGUAAUCAAAGAGAAGGGAAUUGUUUGUCAUUCAUUUAUAUUUACUGGACGAGAUUCAAGCGGGAGUAAUAUUUCAGCCCUUUCGCUGAUGCUUCCUCAUAUAGAUAUGGCAGGGUACUUGCCUCUAGUGGAACUUGUUGAAGACAGAGUCAAGAUUUUGAUUGCAAAGUUGAGGGUCCUUCAAACCAAGGAUCUAAAUAGCUCUCUUGGCAAUUUCUCCAUGGUGCUUCCAAGGUUUAUCCAGACACUUAUCUCCCUUCAGCACUCAAGUCUUCCAAAGGAUAUACCAAUAAAUAAUACUGUAUUUAGUGCAGACCAUAAUGUGGUGUUUGACCCAGUGUUUCUAAGACGGGUGAUCACUUCCCAUCUACAAACGUUUGGAAGCACAAUGGUGAUCGGUCAAUCAAUAAGCAGAGUCAAUCUGAUGAUCAACUCCCUAGCUCUUUUCCUUUCUUCAAAUGAACGUCAGAAAUCCCGCUAUGCAGUUGAUGGUGCUGAUACGGAUGUCUAUGAUACAGACUUGUAUUUACAGGGAGUGAUAAAGGAUGGAGAUGGAAACUUCACCCUCCCUGUGAAGGGAGUCAUAACAAGCAUUUACCCCACCACCCUAGUAGAUGUAGACACUUGUGACGUGAAAAAGACCUACCCAUACCACGAACAUAGUGUCAUCCGCAAGGAGUUCCUUGAUUUGGAGCUAGCACUGAUGUGGGAGGGACAUGAAGGGGCACCUGUCUACCCCUCAAUAGGUCUAUUUCACCCUGCAGAGGAUAUUGGACUUUUGGUGCAAACAUUUAUAAAUGAUAUGAACGUGUUGCCGUUUGCUCCAGAUGUGCGAGCAGGUUUCGUGGAAACCUUCCGUCGCUUGUUAGUACGCAAGGCUUUGGCACUGAUCAAAUACGUCGAAGCUAGAUCUAAAAGAGGGAGAAUCGCUCUUGAGUAUGCCGCUAAGAGGCAGUUACGGCACGAUCUUCAACUGAACACCGAGGCUGACUUCGGCAUUGUCUUGGCAUGCGCAGAGAAGCAUAAACCAGGACUCUACACCUUUCUCAUGGGCGACCCCCGACACGCGGUCGCACGUGUCCAGACCAUCCUCGAAUCUCUAUAGCAACGGACACUGCACGUCACACCGAAACGCUAGGGUCUGAUGUGUGCUACCUCUAGAGGCGGAAUUACUUCUACUUGUCCUUUCGUUGCUGCCGCGCCCAUUAUCAGAACACCACCCGCAAUACCAUCCCACCAUAUGAUACAACAUGCGCCGUAGUUCCUUGAUAAACGUCCUGUUCCUGAGUGCAUACAGCACCGGGUUCAGACAGCUAUUCACCGUCAAACAUAUCAGACAGAACGAGGAGGUUAGUACCUCGGCUACGACUCGGGACAUGACCUGGUGGCGACUGAGGACGGACCAGGCAAGCGAGAUCAUGAUUGGUAGGAGGAAGAAGAACAUGUUGCUCAUGACGAGCACGAAGAUUCUCUUGGCGAGUGCCACAUCUGUCUUGCUGCCAAUUCGAUUGCUCGAUCGCUUGACGUACAGGUACAGGCGGAUGUACAAUGGGAAGGUUACGAUGUACAUGGUGGCAGCGAUAAGGGUGACUACCACGCUGUACCAGAACUGAUGAGGUAUGGAACGCACGGGGUAGAUCGGAAUACAGAAGGUACCAAUGGAAUACAUGCCUAUACCGGCUAGAGGAAGGAACGCUGCUGCAAACGACCACACCCAGCACACAAAUAUCGAGAUUCGCGCAGUCUUCAUCUUCAUCUUGGAUUUGACUUUGACGGAGUUUACGACUGAGCGGUAUCUCUCGUAGGUCAGUACUAGGGAGCAGCUUACCGAUAUAGCCUGUCCGAGCAUCCACAAGGGACCGAUGUAGUCGCAUUUCGUGUCGGCGAACUUACGAGUACCGGCGUAGUCAUAGAUAUGAUGAACCACCGCCACCGCAAUAGCGUGAAUGCCAUUCAGUAAAUCACCGAACGCGAGGUUUGACACGAGAACCAUGGCGAUGUUCCUACGAAGUCUUCUCGAGCAAGCCGUCGUGACGACCACCACGAGAUUGAGCACUAAUGCUACUGGACCAAACACGUACUCCAGCGUCAACACUUUUGUGUUGACAUCUCUACACGGCGAGUCAGCCCUCACUUUGACCUCCGCAGCAAAGCAUUCCGAACCUUCCACUAAGCAACUUGGGUAAAAUCCUUCUUUGGCGAAGCGCUUGACUUGCGCGCUGUACGUAUGUAUCCGUGCACGGCAGGCGUACCCAGGGACCCAUUCUAGGUCCUCUAGAGUAAGUAGGCGGUCCAGCUGGGUUUGAUUGACGUUUCGGGUCAGUUCGCAGUCGCUGCAUUGUCCCCAGCUCACGCCCCGAAUGGUUGAUAGACUACGCAUGCGUAACACGUCACUGCUUGGAAUCCAGUCAUUACCAGACAUGUCCAGGGACUCCAAGGAUUUAAGAUGUUUUGGGAUUGCUGUGGAGUCCCAUGACUCGAAGUCGUUAUGACUGAGUGAUCUGGGGAUACAAAAAAUGUUUUUCGCUCAGACCUUUGCGCAGUAAUCUAACCCCCCUAGCAUCAGAAAACCGAUAUCGCCAUGUAACAAAUUUAGAAAAUAAAGACACUUACAAAUUGCGAAGACUUGUAAGACCUUGGAAUGCGUUCUCAUCAAUUGCUAUUAUUUCGUUAUUGGAGAGAAUGCUGUAAAAAUUAAAUUGCAUGGUAAGGGUAAAAGGUAGAACUAAAUGAAAUAGGAAAUGAAAAGAAUAACAUAAGACCUGGACGACAAAAAUUCAUCCAUUUUCUUUUUCUGUUAAGACGGUCAAUCACGCUGACACUAUAUGCACCCGAAUAAUACCUAGUCACGAAACAGGCGCGUAGCUAGACGCGGGUGCGAAGGAGGCGUGCGCAACCCUUUAGCCUGCCAAAACAUGAGUCAUUUUAAGUAUUUUUUUAUUGAAGGAUCGUCGAAUAUUAUACUUUAUUCAUAUGAUUGAAUCCUCCAAAUCCUGGCUACGCGCAUGCGCAAAGAGUAUAUUUCCCGAUGCCAUCACCUAAUAAUUGAAGUUUCCCAGCAGAUCGUUGUCGCUAUAAUGAAUAUAUUCUUGUACAUGCCAUACUUACAGAGUGACAAGGUUCGUGUAGUUCCGGAGCACUCCAUCAGGUACGCUUGUUAAACUGGCGCCUGUUAGGUCUCUGAAGGCAAACAACAUGAACACUACUUAUUACCUCUACAGUGGAAAGUGCACGGCCAACAUGGCAAAAAUAAUUGUCAUAAUUUGUCGGUAGUCGGUAAUAAUUAUCGGUCUUUGUCGGUAGUCGAUGAAUCUAAUCUCUAAUACUUCGCUAUUGUACUAGAUUUUAUGUAAAGAAAAUAAUUUAACAUUAUUUAGGAUUGAUUAGUAAUUAUUAACUUAUUGAUAAUUAAUUAAUUAUGAAUUAAUAAUUGACUGAAAAGUUGAUGCAACAGGAAAUACACAGUGCAGAUUCUGAAAUAUCCGAAUUUAAGUAGAUUGACGCUGGAAUUAAAGAGUAAAAAUACCGGAAAUAAUAAAACGUCGGUAGUCGGCAAAUAUUUUUUUGUCGCUAGUCACUAGUUUUUUUUCAUGUUUUGUCGGUAGUCAGUUACUUUUUAAGCCGUUUGUCGCUAUUCGGUUAACCCCAUCCAGACCCUGGAAAUAGUGAUAGGGGGAGAGGUAACGGGGUAGAAAGGGGCAGCGUAAUAGUUGCCCUUUAGAACAAAUAAGGGGAUGGCUCGCGCUAGUAUCAACUUUGAAAAUAGAACAAAAAUCACGCACACAGAUACGAACACGAGCGCAACACGGAAUGUCACGCAAUUCCUUGGAUGCCGUCCCACCCAAGAUGACACUAUGCUUAGUACCUGCGGUCCCAAAACACCAAUUAACCCUUCCUGGGGGCAAACCACCGCCUAUUCGGUGGGUGAAUAUUAGGAAAGCCGGAAAAAGCUGCAUGUUCAGACACGGGGGAAAGAAAUAGUUCUUUUUUGCAUAAGGUGUUGUAGAAUGUAACGCGCCUAGAUAACGAGAUAACCAGCGGAGAUUACGGCCGCUUGAUUUCCGAGAUUCGUGUGAAGCCCGAGAUAACGAUUUUGUUUAAUCCUUGUGUGUACCCAGAAACCGGUUACCACUCACUUUGCGGUUAAGAUGUCUUCACGGAUUCUUAAACAAUCGCUAUUGUUAAAGUAGAAAAUGACUUGUGCGUUUAGCAAAAGCACCAAGGGGCAAAAUCCACGCUUUAGAUUGACAAGAAAAUCAGUCCCGCAAAACGUUUGUGACGAGAGCGUUUGACCUGCGUACAAGGUUAUCGCAAUUAUUUCAAAAAUGCCGAAUGCUGAAUUUAUUACCUUGCCUAUCGUCUGUUAUUCAGAUGCCGGAUAAGCGCCUUCAAGGAUGUCCAAGGAAUAUAGGGGUGUAGAACCCCGUUAACUCGAACUGUAAAGGGUUUAGAACCCCUCUAUCUCGAAUUCUAAAGGGGGGGGAUAAACAAACCGAAAUCAUCACCACAAAAAUCCAAAUAGUGAUCUAUUUUAACUAGUGGUUAGAAUGCACGCGUGAAAUUUAGUCAGUAGUUGAGUUUUGUUAGAUUCCAACGGAAUCUAACUCUUUUUUAGUGCAUAAACGGGAAGUUCUAGUUGAAUUGAGUUUAUACAAAGUUCUAUCUGUUGUUUAUCAGAUAUUUUUGUUCACGAAAUUCUGCCAUCUUUUUUUUUUUUUUUUUUUUUUUUACGAUACGAAGGUUUCCACACGCGCUAGUUUGCGUCAUUUGAAAGGUGCCCCAAGACAUGAAUGGUAAAUCUCGGGGAAAAUCUCGAUUGAAUAUUGUCUCAUACUUAGCUGUUUGCUGUCUUUUUGGAGUGCAAAGAACCCGGGGCUAUGUUGCUAUCACAUAAAAAGAGGUCUGAUUUCAAUUUUGUCUCAUACCAGAUUAAACAAUAAAACAUGAACGGAGCGCUGGCUAAGGCUAUGUAUGAUUUGCUUGGGUAUAAUGGGCUGGUUGAGAUGCGCCGUUUUAUGAAUUAGUGAGGACACCUAACUCAAUUUACUUAUUAUUUUAUUUAUUUUUAUGAUAAACCAACAAAAAAGUCGUCUUGGUGAAGACUCAUUACUUCAAGAACAUCACUUUUUGAGUAUUUGCAUAAUUUAUUUUUGUAAAGAAUAUUGGUACUUAACUCCCCAGUCCUAAUUUCUUUAAAAUCCUGCGCUCGCUUCUUUUAAUUGUAGCCCCAAAAUUCGCUAAUUGUCGUUUAGUUAUUUUCUACAGUUAUAUUCCUUUAGAAAAGAAAUGAUAGUGUCCUGUGUGACAGGGCUUUUAUAACAAUGUAGUUUUCCCUUUCCUUUUCACGAUUUAAUGAGGAUAUUUAAUUCUAGUUUGAAUUUGGACUAAAUCAGGAAGUAUGAAAUGAUAAUCUAAAUCUUUUAAAAAGUUUACUAUAUCUUGAAUCGCCUGGGUGGUCGACUCUCUGUACGAAAUACUGUAAUAAUGUUCCCCAUGCCGUGAUAAGACUUGAGUAUAACCAUUAUGUGCCUUGAAUACAAAGCCACGUAAACUUAAAUAAUAACUACAACUUCAAUGCUAUCAACCACAUUUAAUUAGAAGGUCUUAAAAGUUUAGUUCUUGUUGCCGUCCGUUGUUUCCAAUAGUUGUCUCCUCAGCGUGCAUUUCAUAAGUGCGCGGGGUGUGCACGAUAUUCAACUCAAUAAUAUCCUACGCCGUAAUUUGUGGCUUUUCGCUCGUGAAGAGGAACGCCCAGGCUUAGUUGUUUGAUAUAAAAAUAUCUGCGCAGAAGAAAGCAAUAAAACCCGUCUGAUAAGCAGAACAAUAAUUGCUAAAUGGAUUACUAAAUUGAAACAUUUUCAGCCACUUCAAAGAUGUGUCCGUGUUCCUUUUACCUUUUUUUUACGCGCGCCACUUGAUUUAAUUGGAUAAUUUAUAGCUGUUCUGUUUACUGAAUUUUCAGCCGUUAGGUUUGGUGGCCAUUUUCACUUAAGGGAUUUAGCCAAAGACAAGCCAAAAUGUGACAAAAAAUGUCUAGUUCGAGCUCCUUUCGAGAUGAAAAUCAGAUAAUUAGUACCACUGAUAAAGAGUUUUUGGAUCAAGAUAAGCGGCAACUCUAUCGUUUAAAGAAAACAUGGGGAGUGCGAUGACUCAUAAACUGAGGGAGAUUUAUUUUUUUUAUUUCAAAGAAACAUUCCGAUAAUUGUCUCAUUUAUAACAAGGUUUCUUAUGGUUUGGAGGUUUCUUUGAAGGAUUACCGUCCUAUGAGUUCCAUAUUCUAUCAGAUUUACGCGUCACCUUUGGGGUAAAUUUUGUAUUAUAUUUGUUAAUUUCCAUGUUUGGUUUAUUCUAGAAUAUUUCAGAAUUCUAUUUCCGGAUACAGCAAAAUAGCGAGGAAUUUGAGCGGGAGCGAGAAGUUCACGUCCCUACUUCGCGUGCUCUUCAUUAACCGGAAGCGGAAAUAAUCGUGCGGCCACGCGAAUACCUUUUCCACACUUCCCUGCUCACGCACAAUAACAGUUAAACGCGUAAUGAGACAAUUAGUAUCCCAGAAGAAUUAGAUUUGCCGUAGGUUGUGAGUCAUAGAAGCACAAUAAAACCUCUAUUUCAGGCGCGGGUAAUUUUUGAAAAAGCACUGAAAAUGGAUUAUGGCUUAUAGGCUAUUUGUACUAGGUAUUAAUAGAUUAGAUAUUGUUUUGCAUAACAAUAGGUGCCUAGACAUUACAGAAUAUAGCAAAAAGACCUUGUCAUGGCUGCAGAAAGAUUUGAUAGAGGUGCUUUUACGUCCUGUUUGAUCUUGAUCACUAGAUUUCCGUUGUUGUGUUUUACUUACAAAGUGCAUAUCUCCUUGGGUGUUUUUAUUAUUGCAUUUAGUUGAUUCCAUGAGGAAAGUUGGCAUUUUCUUCCGUCGUUGGCCGGUAGUUGCUCGGAGCACAGGAAUGACUCUGUCCCAUUGCAUCUGUAUUUCGCGUUAACUUGUACUGCAUACAGUGUACACGCGCACAAUAUUAGCACUCCAAUCGAAGAAAGUGAACUCAUCUGUAAACCAAACAUUCCAGUAUUAACAACAUACUUCUUCAAAGAACUUGUUUAUCUGUUGUUUCAAAGUCAGCUGUGCACCAAACAAAUACAGCCAAAUACAUUUAUUUGUUAAUUAGUCAAAAGAUAAGAUAGGAAGGCAUCUUUCAUGUUCCGACUUGUAACAAGUGGCAACUUGUUGUUCUGCUAGAGUUUUUGCCGCCGAAACAAUUUCUUGUUUCAAUCCAAUUGCUAUGUAUGCCCACAAUACCCCAUUAUGUAUUUAUAAGCCACAAAAGCUGGACUUCACGAAAAUUAGCCUGUUAAAACAGAGAAUCCUACCGCUUUUUCGAUAAGUGGAAAAUAUGUUAUUACAAGACAUUUUAAUAACCUGCGAAUUUUACAUUUUUGCUUGACAUAUCGAGGCUAAAUCUGAUAAGUACCAAUUUGAUUGGAAGAGAAUAUCCGAGCAAUCACUUUUGGUUAUGGCUUGUGUCAAAUAUUAUCUAACGCAUUUACAGCCAAGCCUUAUUAACCUGAAUAAAACAAAAGCAAAAAGAAAAAUUGAUUGUUCAUUAUCAACUAGAACGGUAAGACUGCCAAAUGUCAUUUCCAGAGCAAGAUACCUAGCGUAAAAAUCACACGUUUGCGUUAAACAGACUCUUGUGGUUUGACAUCCAGAAUGGUUCCCAUUAUGAUUUUUUGGAGUACUUUUGUCCUUAACAAGCGCCCGAACUGAUAAAAAAAUGCCAUCGCAUUGAGCCUAUGUUUUUUCUGGUCAUCCUUCGCCAUCGGCGUUUACAAUUUCACUUGAAUUUUGCGAACUUGCUGAAGGAGUAAUAGUAGAACUUCUCUUGCCCUUCACUAAACUGUUCUACCUACACUGUUCUACAAGUACUCACGACAAUAAGCGAGAAGAAAAAAAUGCCAAAUAAGUCUGUACAUGUUAUUGACAAAAACAGCACUAGAAAAAUAACCAAAUACUCAAAUGUUUUGAUAUGGUCCUAGGCUUUUUUCAAUCUAUUGUGGUUAGACUUUUUGCAUAACAUUUGACAAUUUUCCAAUGAUGCAUAGCGUAAGACUUGAAAACAUUGGGUGAGCCAAGUCUUGAGAGCUGUCAAAUCUUUAUUGGUUUCACGAGUGUAGCUAUCUUGUCUGUUGGCUUUCUUGCACCGAUGGUAUGAGGAAUGGAACCAAUGAUUAACCUGUCGCGUUUAAGUUUCUUAGAGAUCAUUAAUUAUUCCUCGCAACUCUGCGUCCUCCCGUAACCCAUAGUAAGAUUUAAACUUGUCAUGUUUAAAAAAGGACUUUCCGUCUAGAAAACCUAAUCCCAUAAAAUGAUCUCGCGUUUUUAGUGUUUUUGCCUAAUCUCAAUUCGCCUUUCUAAAGUCCGUGUGUCAAACUUGAGUGAAAUCCAAAGAUUUAAAAGAUUCAGAUUCUAGAGAAAUUCUCUCUAUGCUCACUCUCUAUAAUUCAAAUUAAACAAACAUACCUCAAAAUAGACUAGAGACCGUCUCUUUCGUGUGGGUCUUGAGAAGCAAGGCUUGCCUAUCGCGAUAUCGCAAAUGUGACGAAGCUCUGGUUCUGUUCCAAAUCUGUUACCGUCCGUUUGCUAUCUAUUCGUAUGUAGGGGUUCUUGGUGGCGGAAAUGCGAUCUCCUGGGGUGAAAUAGGCCAAGUGAAUAAUGACGACAACAUGCUAGCCCUAAAAAAGGGUGGGUGACGUCACUCUUCUUUACAUGCAGUUUUGACAGAACGCUUUGUGAGUAAUCCAUCGCGCAUUAAGGUUUCAGUAAACUGAUCCGUAUUUUUUUUUUAUUACGCGCCCUAUUCAGACCAGGGGCUGUCACUACUUCAAACUAACUCCUUUGGCUACCCUACUGGUGGGUUUAUUUCAAUUGGAUAUGAAGAAUUUUAUUGAUCGCAUAUUGUGAUAAAAUUAUGGUAAUUGUGAUCAAAAGGUACAAUUGUGAAAUAUUGGGCAACGAAAUUCAUCUCGAUGUGUAGUGAACAGGUGUUUACGACAUAGAAAAUAAAAUAAAAUGGGCUUGAAAUAGCUAUGCGUGUGUUUAAUAAGAAAAAAACGUGUUAUUUUUUUUUAAGAUUACAAAAUUAUGUUUUGAGGUCACUAAAAUGCUUCUUAAAACAUUGAGACAGAUCGCACGUUCCGAGAAUAAAACAUAUCCGCUGAGAUAAAUUUUCAAUUAUUCUUAAACAAUAACAAAAAACGAGAAAACCGGUGGCCAAAGCAGAGCAAUUUACUCAACAAGGCAGUGUAAUCUCCCCAGACAAAUUGAUUUUGUUGCUAUGAUUUUCAUUGUCUGCACCCUUCCCAAACAUCUUGUUUUUCCUAUAUAUGUAUCUCUGGGUUCAGCACGAUUUUAUUUUGAAGCCAGACGAACCUUAGACGCUCUAAGCGCUCUUGUCGUGCCGUCUCCUUUAUGUCGACAUACUUAUAAUAUUGAUACUAAAAAAAAUCCUUUUCCUUGAGCUCAAGAAUAGGAAAUUGGAAAUACCGACACAUUCUGUGGCCAAAGCCAAAGCUAGUGUUUUCUGCUAUUCCGCGCAUGCGCUGCUCAACGCGUCAUUGUGGGCGCGAUCUUUGUGUACAAACUUUGUGAUCAUUGUCUUCGGGAGGUAUUAGCAGGCAAACUGGGGAAAUGAAAACGAAAAAUAUACGAAAACUGUACAAAUGAAAAACACACAUUUCCAGUUGUACAAAUAGCUCUUCAUUUCAAUAAUGCGUCUAGGCGAUCAAACAUUUAAUGUACGCGUUAAAUUUGUAAUUGAAAUUUUAAUAUAUUUUUUUCCUUGAAUGCUAAUAUUGUCAUUCAUCCAGCAAUCAAUCACUUUCACUAAGUAGGCCCUUAUUGGUUUUCCAGUUUUUUAAUAGGAAAUCUCCGAAACGCAAAAGAGCAAAAGCUUAACUUGUUUUUUCCGUAUUUUGUCACUGACACAUCAAGCGUAGGAAUACUUUCAAAUGAAACCGAGACCACUUGUAAAACUUAUUACAUGUUUACAUAUAAAUACUGGUAAUUAGUAAUAGUCAUAUAUAAAGAGACAAAGUUCAAAUACCGUUUUCAUGAAAUUCUUGUUUGGGUCUAAUAGAGUUGUCAUUAGAAAGAAAGUGUGUGCCGACAAAUUAAUGUCUGAGGUUCAAAUUCUCGUGUUUAGCAUUCUAGAGUGAGAUUUCCUAGAUGCCUGCUGUUAGAGGGACGCGGUGAUGUAAUUGAUUAUGGAUCCUUGUUCUCCCGGUAGCCAAUAACACUAAAGGACUCAGGCAAAUACGUUUAUAACAUACGGGCUGAAAAAGCUGAAGCUUUAUAUAGGAAUUGAGGAAAGAGUAGGUAAAGUUAUGGUUGUAAGCUCCGGUUUUAGGCAGUGCCUGAAUCUAUUACUGAAGAAGAACCGGCGCUCAAGCAAAUACCAUAUAUAUAGACUAGGGCGUUUUGGCGCCCUGAUUAUAAAAAGAAAAUCUAAGUAAUUAUUUACACGGCGUACAUUUUUAAUUAAGAAUUAAUUAUUGCAAGGACCACACAAUAUAGAUUAUACUGUCCCAAGCGUUAAGCAUCGCUCUUUGAUAAAGAUGACACACCUAAGUCACACAGCCCUUAUCGCUACCAAAGGGCGCUAGGACAUUCACACAGGGCAUUUGUAUUUACAUAACAAUGUCAUUAAUGUGAGAAUAAAGUUCGUAAAUCGUACUAAUGAGUGUGAAAUUGAGCACAUGGUUUUGAUAGGCGUAUAUCAGUUGACUGAUGUGCGCUAAGGUGCGGGUAAUUACCGAGUUGUCGUUAUACGAGAUAGACGGGAGCGCCCAGACUAAAAGGUGAUACCAGGUUAUGACUUUGUGAGGCGCCCUCGGGCAUGAGUGCGCUGUGAAGCUCUACUUUAUCCAUCAAAUCUCUGUCAGCCGCCUUUUUGCCAUCCUUGUAAAAUCCAAAGUGCGAGAAAGCACCCAUUUCCAUCGGUUGAUUUGGAGAAGCUUUUGAUAAUCUCGAAAGCAUCUAUUUCCAUCUGCUGAUUUAAAAAAAGUUAUUGCUUCAAUAUUUUUAUCUGAAUUUGGUGGAUUAAUCAUGAUACCUUGUUUUUGUCAUUUGGAGAUUUCUUCACAUAAUUUGUCUUGCGAUAUUGAAUGAAAACAAUCACAAAGGUUUGACUGACAUGGGCCUGUUACGGGGAUGAAAAGGAAUGAUAAGGCUUUUGCAAGUAACUGGUCCAUCUAUGCUAAAAGACAUCGUUAAGACUCCGAGGGCUUAUUUUGUUUACGUGUAAGAAGGGGUAUACUAGUAUUUAAGGGAUAGUUUCUCUGUGUUUGAGGUUAGAUAAAUGACCUUAGGGGAGGGGGGGAGGGGUGCAGGGUGCUCGCAUCCCCUGGUCGUCCGAAAAGUGGGCCAUUUCUUAUUGAAGGCUCGUCACGUGCUAUCCUUUCUCCAUAUUCACGAUUGCGCACCCCUCCCCCACCCCACCCCUAGCCGCCAAAAGUACCAUCAUUUUUCCAUAUGAUACCAAGAGAGCAUGUGAUGCUCUAUUGAUGAUACCCAUUACUGAGGCACCCCCCCCCCCCCCCCCACUACCUACACAGACAGACACACCCAGCAAAUCCUGGUUAUUCUGCCGGGAUUGGGGGGUGGGGUAAGCUGUCUGUAUGCGCGCAGAAAAAAGGAGGGGAGGUAGGAAUGUAAUUCAAUCGGGAACACUCUGUUCUAAGCACAUCAUUAUUGUAGCGUCAUGAUCGUAAAGUUUUUCUCUAUUUUUAUGUAUUUUACAGAUAAUACAAUAUAACUGAACAAACUACAUUAACAAACAAAGUCAUUAACAUUAACAACUCGAUAACAAAUAAAGAUGGCCACAAAAGAGUCGCAAUAUCCUAUCGACGAAUACAGCUCUAUCAAGAUUGACAAUAAGGUAAAAGAGAGCGAGGACGUCGACCAAGGUUACGGCAAA
This is a messenger RNA of Nematostella vectensis (starlet sea anemone), 12475 nucleotides long. RefSeq names its product guanine nucleotide exchange factor C9orf72 homolog. Gene Ontology annotation, biological process: autophagy; endocytosis. NCBI's taxonomy places the organism in Eukaryota, Metazoa, Cnidaria, Anthozoa, Actiniaria, Edwardsiidae. Gene Ontology annotation, cellular component: autophagosome; endosome. Bases 145 to 1617 code for a protein of 490 amino acids. Gene Ontology annotation, molecular function: guanyl-nucleotide exchange factor activity. The record is from RefSeq and is a predicted model, not a curated record. The transcript has 10 exons.